AAGGGUACUCUGAAAGAAGUUCGAGUUAAAGUGUUCAACUUUCCAAGUCGUAAUAAAAGCAUGGUAGUGCACAUAGAUCGGCAUCUUGAUGAAAUGGCAAAAACUACACAAAUUUUGGCUCAAGAAAUGCUCGAUCGUGUAGUUUUCGUCAGUUGGCCACAUUUAGUCGAAGCGAAAGUAGUCAAGGUGCAAGAUGCACAAAUGAUCUACACUGCAAAGACAUCUACAGCAAACAAUGGACAAUUUUUCAACACUUGCAUGAGAAGCAUCGUCGACCAUCAUUUCAAUCGGUUAGCGAUUGACUUGGGUGAAAUUACUCAACUUGUUUCCGUAAAAACAUGCAUAGGAAGUGAGUACGUUUUACAGAAUAAUUGCUUUGUGUUGAGGAAGCUUUGGAAUUCGUUUGAAAGUAUGUACCCUAUUCAGUCAAUUGUUACUGAAGUGAACGAGGUACUGAAAACUUUGAAACCUUAUAUCGAAAUUCACCAGAUGUACCCAGAAAAUAGUGUAGUUUUUCUCAGAGCUACUCAGUGGUAUGGGAGCCUGGGUCAUGUAAUCGAAGUGACUCCAAAUCCCAAACGUAUCAAAACGAGAUUUGAAAUCUACAGUGAGCCUGAUUUGGAAAAGAUAGUAGUUUUGAAUGAAGUUUCUAAACAGCAGUACAAAACGAUGAUGGAUGCAGCUGCCUGUAUAGGGAUUUCAAUCAAUCUUCUAAGUAGGAUUUCGAGUUCCAUCUUUAUCGUGCACGGUGCGAGACGUUCACUGAAUAUGGACGAGCAAGGUAAAGUUAACAUCGGUUUACAAAUACGUAAUGUAACGAGGAACGAGCAUGUUGUUGGAUACACGCAAAAGCUCAAUGACAAAUGGAUGUUUUCUGAAAAGGCCAUUGAACUUAUAAAAAGCUACUACGGAAAAGCGCCUGUGUUGUUUGAGCGCUUGGAAGUUUUUGGGAGAACCGAUGUUCUUUUCGAAAGUGAAAUGUUUGCAGAAAAUAGCGAAAACGGGUCUCAAUUGAAGGAACUCGUAGCAUGGUUAAAGACUCAACCGCACACCAAAGCAGAGAGACGUUCCUGUGGUUCCAAAAUGUUAGAACCAACAGCGUUUGAAGCACUGAUAAAGCUAAUAAAUGACCACAGAGAAAAAACACCCAUUAUACAAACCAUGUUUGUACAUCCAUCAGAUUUAUUCAAGCCUGAAAUGAAAAAAGCCAAGACUAUCGAUCCUAAAGCUGAUCAUGAGCUACUUGAUCGUGUUAUCGUUGCGCAAGACACAGAGAUUGUUCCACUAGGAACUAGAGGAACCAUUAUUGGAAUUCAUGUAUUUAAAGAUGUCAAUUCAAUUAGGCAGGAAAGAUCAAAAGAAGAGGACAAAUUUUUUGAUGUUUUGCUCGAUAAAGAACAUCAAAAUGGCUCGCACAUGUUCGGUAUAGAAGCUAGUGAUAAGCGUGUGAUUCGACUGGCUGAAAAUGCCAUACUAAACAUAUCCUAUGGAACAGCUGACUAUGAGUGCAAACAAAUUGACACCACUCCGAUGUUGAAAUCUGCCGAAGAAUUAGUCAUGAAACCAAGCACUUCGAUGCACCCUCCAGCCCAGGCAAUUGCCUAUCCUGCAAAACCGCCACCCACGGCUGAGUCAAUUAAAAAGCGACUCAACGAACGCAUUGAAAAAAAAGAUCCAACCAAAGCUUUUGUGUUCGCAUCACAAAACCAAAAUAACCCCUCAAUGGUUGGACAAAACGGCCCUCCCAACUGUAAUUUCGAGUUGUUAUGGAAAAAACUAAGGGACAAUGCUCAAGCACCUUCUUAUUUCGAUGAACGGGAUAUAAAAAGUUUUCUAGCGAAAGAAAGUAUACCUGCCACUGCAUCGAUGAAAAAUAUUCCCUUGGCGGCUCAUGCUAGUGCGGUACCUAUCAAUAAUGAUCCGACGGAUAUGUUAAAGAAAAUGCUUAAAAUUUCUGGAGACCAUCAUAGCCUGUCUGGUGGAACUGGAUUUAUAAACAACGCCAAGGUAGAUUCAUUUGUACCGGGCGAUGUUUUGAUGAAUGUUCCCGUACCAGAAAAUUUGCCGAAACCACCGUUAUCGUGGAAAAUUGCCAACGCUGCUGCAGGAAUCGAAGCACCGGGGAACAAUCUAUCACAAUCAGCAGUCAUCUCAGCUCACAUGGCGAACAAUGUACCAAUCAAACCCAACCCAUUCUUGGCAGCUUUGAACAAUUCCUCCAUGCCAAAUCUCAACAGCAUGGCUUGCCAAACAGGACACCGUUUGAACACAAUGAUACUGACAUCUGUACCGGCGCAAAUCCCCAAUAUCGACCAGCGAGGACCGAUAGGUCCACAAAAUUUAAGUUUUAAUCGAAAUGUUCCGGCAGGAACUGGCGCAUUCGUACCGUUGCAGGCCUUGAAAAAACAACGCCCUUUGAGGUCGGGAGGCGGAGGUGGUGGAAACGCUAAACAGAACGAGAUUAAACAAAAACAAUCCAAAACUAGAAAAACGAAUAAUUCAAAUGAAGAACGAAGCAAACAGGACGAGUCCAACCCGAAUCGGGAUGUCAAACCUGCUACAAAACCUAAAACUAAGAAACCACCAUCUUCGACGACUAAUUCAACUGCAAAUGACGCAGCAGAGUCAUCAAAAACGAAUAAACCGGUUACACAAAAACAACCGAAAGAGCGCAAAAUGAAAAUUGCUGCAAAUUUCGCUCAACCACUACCUGAAGUUUAGAGAAUGUUUAAUUUUCUUGACAUCAGCCAUCUAUUAUUUAAGCACAUAAAGUUUCUUAAAACAA
Messenger RNA from Uranotaenia lowii, 2785 nucleotides. Its product is annotated as 5'-3' exoribonuclease 1-like. The transcript is spliced from 4 exons. The record is from RefSeq and is a predicted model, not a curated record. NCBI's taxonomy places the organism in Eukaryota, Metazoa, Arthropoda, Insecta, Diptera, Culicidae. The annotation marks the transcript as partial.